Emericellopsis atlantica is the source of this 1023-nucleotide messenger RNA. RefSeq names its product Alpha/Beta hydrolase protein. Gene Ontology annotation, molecular function: serine-type peptidase activity; feruloyl esterase activity; cellulose binding. Gene Ontology annotation, cellular component: extracellular region. The record is from RefSeq and is a predicted model, not a curated record. Lineage: Eukaryota; Fungi; Ascomycota; Sordariomycetes; Hypocreales; Bionectriaceae. The transcript is spliced from 2 exons. Bases 1 to 1023 code for a protein of 340 amino acids. Gene Ontology annotation, biological process: proteolysis; carbohydrate metabolic process.
AUGAGGCUCAGUAUCACCUAUUUCCUGACGCUCCUCGGAGCGAUCACUGCCCCCCUGGCUGAGGCCCGAUCAGCAGGAUGCGGUAAAAGCCCUCCCUCCAGCGGCAUCAAGUCCACCACCGUCAACGGCAAAAACCGCCAGUACACGCUCCAGGUCCCAGCCAACUACAACCCAAACACAGAGUACAAGCUGGUCAUUGCCUACCACUGGCUCAGUGGAAACAUGGGCGCCGUCUUCAACGGUCAGUACUACGGCUUGCAGCCUCUCUCUGGCGGCACGACCAUCUUUGUCGCACCGGACGGUCUGAAUGCGGGAUGGGCCAACACGGGAGGAGAGGACAUUACCUUUACGGACAACAUCUUGCAGACAGUGCAGGACAGCCUCUGCGUCGACGAAUCCAACAUCUUUGCGACUGGUUGGAGUUAUGGUGGUGCCAUGAGCUUCAGCGUGGCUUGCUCUCGACCCGACGUAUUCAAGGCCGUUGCUGUGAUUUCCGGUGCUCAACUCAGCGGUUGCAACGGCGGAACCACGCCAGUUCCUUACCUUGGCAUCCACGGCACUGCCGACGAUGUGCUCAACAUUAGCCUCGGUCGUCAGCUGCGCGACAAGUACAUUGGUCUGAACGGCUGCCAGAGCAAGAACGCGCCGGAGCCCAAUUCCGGCUCUGGAACCCACAUCCGCACUGACUACUCGUGCCGCGCUGGCUAUCCUGUCACAUGGAUUGCGCACAGCGGCGGUCACGUCCCCGAUCCCAAGGACAAUGGGCAGUCGCAGAGCUGGGCGCCCGGCGAGAUCUGGAAGUUCUUCACGCAGGAUGGUCUCAAGGGCGACACGGGUGGUGGCGACCCCGGGACCACGACCACGUUGGUGACCAAGACGACGACGGCUGGGACUGGCCCUACCAGCGGGCCAUGUGCGGCACGUUAUGGACAGUGCGGUGGUCAAGGCUGGAGUGGACCGACGUGCUGCGAGUCUGGCUCGACGUGCAAGUUCAGCAAUGACUGGUACUCUCAGUGCUUGUAG